AAUACGGCCCUAUAACGAAAAUCGUAAUUAAAUUUAAAAUUUAAUAUUUUAUUGGUCUUAUUCCUAUUAUACCCCUUUUCUAUUUAUAGCCAUUAGAUCUAAAAUAACAAAAUACGGCCCUAUAACGAAAAUCGUAAUUAAAUUUAAAAUUUAAUAUUUUAUUGGUCUUAUUCCUAUUAUACCCCUUUUCUAUUUAUAGCCAUUAGAUCUAAAAUAAAAAUAAACGAUUUAGAUGAGGGUGCUAACUUAGCACUCUAGCUUCUCCCACAUCCCAAUUAUCAGUUCGUUUACCAGCCCUACGUAUGUGUGCAAGCCGCUUCUUGAUCUAGCUAUUUAUUUCUUUUUAAAUUGAAAAUUAACCCUCCAGAAAAGAAAAGUGACAAUUGCAGAGGUACUGCGGAUUCACAUUCUUUCAGUUGUGCAGCUUCAUCAAUCACCAAAACCUGAGUUAGCGUGGUUACUUAAUUUUUAGUAAUCACGGUGGCUACCUUAAUCUAUACCAUUCAUUAUUUCUUUUUCAUCCUAAUUUUAAAUUAACGACGAAGAUUAUAUUAGGGUAAUUUUAGAAUUAAAAAAUGUACCACACCCGACGUCCCUCCUCCCUCGCGAGAACCCCCUCCACCGCCCUGCUCCCUUCCCCUCCUCUCUCGCAUAAUCUUCCAUCCCUAGCAUGCCCUCUCUCUCUCUCCCUCUCAUUCCCAGAAGCUGUAGCACCAUCAAUGGACGCUCCCGUCCUAGAUCGGGACCUCCCCGACGACGACGAUUCCCCCGGUACUUUCGAAUCUUCCUCCGACGUUGCUGACGGCGGAGCUGGACAAGGCAAUUCAAUAUGGGACGCUCGCCAAUUCAAUGGACAAUUCCCCCCGCCAAUUCAAUGGACGAUUCCCCCGCCAAUUCGCUCGACGAUUCCGCUGCCAAUUCAAUGGAUGCUCGUGUUCCAGAUCGGGACCGCCCCGACGACGACGAUUCCCCCCGCCACUUCGGAAUCUUCCUCUGACGUUGCUGAUGGCGGCGCUGGACAAGGCAAUUCAAUAUGCUGCAUCCCAGAAUCUUCUUUGGUAGUGUGUGCAUUACGCUUUGGUAGUUACCUGCAUUCGUGUUAGUUAGAUGGAGCAUUAUGUUUUAGUAGUUAUUUGCAUUUGGUUUGGAAGUGUUUGCAUUAUGCUUUGGUAGUUUCUCUAUAUUUGUUUUGGUAGUGUUUGUAUUGAUUUAUUUAUGCAAUGGUAUUGUUUUGAUUUCACAGUAGUAGUGGUAUUGGUUGUUUUGGUAUUUGUUUGACUUUUGUAAUGGUAUAGAUUGUUUAUAUUGGUAGUUUUCGUGUAAUGGUAUAGAUUUAUUUCUGCAAUGGUAUUGAUGUUUUUCAAAAUGGUAGUGGUUGUCUAAUGGAUUGGUAGUGAUUUCGUAUUUUUUCUUUUGCAAAAAGAUUGAGAAAAAUAUGAAAAGGAGAUCUGGCUGGAGAUUACGGAAGUGAGAGAAAAAGAAAGAAUUGUAAUUAAUAGAUUUUUGUAACUACCUAAAAUGUAAUUUAUUAAAAUUAAUUAAUUAAUAUACUUUAUUUUUCCAUCCCCAAUUUACCCUUAGUAAUCACGGUGAUUACUACUUUUAUAGUGAUCACCGUAACCACUCCCCCAAAACCUCGAGUGGCUCUUCUCAUUCUCUGCACAGAAGCUACUUCAUACAAGAUCAUGCAUGCCAUUCUGAUAGGAGAUGAGUGCCAAUUACCAGCCAUGGUUCAACCUUUUCUUGAUCUAGCUAUUUAUUUCUUUUUAAAUUGAGAAGGUUAAUAAUAGCAUCACGGAAAAAUGUUAAUAACGUAUGUGAAAAAACUAAUAUGUAUUGUUGACAGCGUUGACAACUCCGUUACGUUGCUCUAAAAAUCUCAAAUCAGAGGCUCCCCUUUUUGUCAUGACAUUUUAGUUACUGGUUAAUAAUUUCAGUAAUAUAACUAAUAAUAGAGCCGCAGAGGUUAAUACUGUGGACAAUACGACCAUUAAAUCGCAUUUUUUAUUGAUAAUUCUAGUAGCGUCAGUAAAAAUGUUAAUAACGUAUGCCUAAUCAUUAAUAUGUACUGUUUAAAAUGUUGACAAAUCCGUUACAUUGCUUUGAAAACCUCAAUCCACCAGCUGCUCAAUCCACAGGCUCCUCCGUUACGUUGACAACUCUGUCGCGUUUCUUUUCAAUGGUAAGUGAUGGACGUAGCGGGCCGACAACAAGUUUGUUAUUACAGAUCUUGGAUUGUGAAUUUGUGGUAUAUCAUGUAGCACUACAAAAAAUGGAUAAUUAUUAUGUUCAAAAUAUUACUAAUGCUGAAAGUACGUUAAUAAUGAACAAAGAUUGUUUAUACUACACGUUAAUUAAACCGACAGGUUAAUACUAGUAAAAAAUUGAACAUGACUUUGAAAAUAUUACUAAUGGAUGAAGAGACGUUAAUAAUAAACUACGAUUGAUAAUAUUACACGUAAAUUCAGCAGACAGAUUAAUAAUAGCACACGCUUAAUAAUAAGAUGAGCCAUUAUCAAAUCAUGCACGAUUGACUACAACACUUCAAAACAUUACAAAUCACUAUGAACUAAAUUGAUAUCAAACUAUAUUAGUGAAUUAAUGUCAAUUACAAACAAAUUGAUAAAAUAAUUACAAAGCGACAAUAAAAAAAUUAAUAACAC
Molecule: messenger RNA, 2663 nt
Organism: Linum trigynum
Lineage: Eukaryota; Viridiplantae; Streptophyta; Magnoliopsida; Malpighiales; Linaceae
Source: the annotation of a GenBank genome assembly